AUGUCUCAAGAAGAUAUUAACACUACUGGUACCACACCAGCAAAUGGUUCUAUCUUAGAAAAAGAAAAAAACAACGAAGAACAGCUAGUCGAUGUUUUGCCAAACAAGGGCUUUAAGGAUUACAUUUCCAUUUCUGUCUUUUGUUUGUUCGUUGCCUUUGGUGGUUUCGUUUUCGGUUUCGAUACCGGUACCAUUUCCGGUUUUGUUAACAUGCCCGACUUCAAGAGAAGAUUCGGUCAAAAAAGAAAGGAUGGCUCGCACUACUUGUCUAAUGUUAGAACCGGUUUGGUGGUCUCUAUUUUCAACGUCGGUUGCGCUGUCGGUGGUAUUAUUCUUUCCAAAAUCGCUGAUAUGCAAGGUAGAAGAAUGGCUUUGAUGGUUUCCAUGGUCAUUUACGUCGUCGGUAUUAUCAUUCAAAUUGCAUCUCAACACGCCUGGUACCAGUACUUUAUUGGUCGUCUUAUUUCCGGUCUCGCUGUCGGUAUGGUUUCCGUUGUCUCUCCACUUUUCAUUUCUGAAGUCUCUCCAAAACAAAUUAGAGGUACUUUGGUCUGCUGCUUCCAGUUGUUUAUCACCAUGGGUAUUUUCUUGGGUUACUGUACCACUUACGGUACUAAGAAAUACUCCGACUCCAGACAAUGGAGAAUUCCAUUGGGUUUGUGUUUCGCAUGGGCCAUUUUCUUGGUUGUCGGUAUGUUGAGUAUGCCAGAAUCUCCAAGAUACUUGAUGGAAAAGAAGAAGAUCGACGAGGCCAAGAAGUCCAUUGCCAGAUCUAACAAGAUUUCCGAAGAAGAUCCAUUUGUCCACACCGAAAUCCAACUUAUUCAAGCUGGUAUUGACAGAGAAGCUUUGGCUGGUAAGGCCUCUUGGAAGGAAUUGGUCACUGGUAAGCCAAAGAUCUUCAGAAGAGUCAUUAUGGGUAUUAUGCUUCAAUCCUUGCAACAAUUGACUGGUGACAACUAUUUCUUCUACUAUGGUACCACCAUUUUCCAAGCUGUUGGUAUGAACGAUUCCUUUGAAACUUCCAUUGUGUUGGGUAUUGUUAACUUUGCAUCCACAUUCGCUGGUAUCUACGCCAUUGAGAAGCUUGGUAGAAGAAUGUGUCUUUUGACUGGAUCUGCCUCUAUGUUUGUCUGUUUCAUCAUUUACUCGCUUCUUGGUUCCCAACAUUUGUACAAGCAUGGUACUAGCAAUGUUUCAUCCAACACAAGAAAGCCAACUGGUGAUGCUAUGAUUUUCAUUACCUGUCUUUACAUUUUCUUCUUUGCUUCGACCUGGGCUGGUGGUGUCUACUGUAUCAUUUCCGAAUCUUACCCAUUGAGAAUCAGAUCCAAGGCUAUGUCUGUUGCCCAAGCCGCUAACUGGAUGUGGGGUUUCUUGAUUUCCUUCUUCACUCCAUUCAUCACAUCCGCCAUUCACUUCUACUACGGUUUUGUCUUUACCGGCUGUCUUUUGUUCUCCUUCUUCUACGUCUACUUCUUUGUCUACGAGACCAAGGGUCUUUCAUUGGAGGAAGUCGAUGAGUUGUAUGCUUCUGACACUCUUCCAUGGAAGUCUGCCGGAUGGGUUCCACCAUCUCUUGAACACAUGGCUCAUGCUACCAGAUAUGCUGGUGAGGAAAAGCCUGAAGACGAACAAGUUUAG
Clavispora lusitaniae ATCC 42720 is the source of this 1644-nucleotide messenger RNA. RefSeq names its product sugar porter family MFS transporter. Gene Ontology annotation, biological process: carbohydrate transport; transmembrane transport. NCBI's taxonomy places the organism in Eukaryota, Fungi, Ascomycota, Pichiomycetes, Serinales, Metschnikowiaceae. Gene Ontology annotation, molecular function: carbohydrate:proton symporter activity. The record is from RefSeq and is a predicted model, not a curated record. Gene Ontology annotation, cellular component: plasma membrane.